Molecule: messenger RNA, 339 nt
Organism: Opisthorchis viverrini
Lineage: Eukaryota; Metazoa; Platyhelminthes; Trematoda; Opisthorchiida; Opisthorchiidae
Exons: 1
Coding region: 1-339 (112 amino acids)
Source: RefSeq, a predicted model, not a curated record
AUGGACUUUAAAAGACGCCAGGCCGAUUUCUUCAUCUUAUCAAAACUUAAGUUGAGUUAUUCUCAGACCUCGGUGGUCGUUGUUGCAUGGGUGUGCUUCUCGCUUGGCCGAAAUCUGAAAGAAGUAGGCUUCUUCACAGGUUUUGCUACAACACUGUCUACUUCAAGUGUAGCUGGAAGUGAGGAACAACAGACAGGCGAAGACUGCUUGCUCACCACUGCUCGUUCGCCGUCUACUCGAUCCCAUCCAACUCAAAGUCCAGCCGGUAAACUCUAUCUUGAAGUUGUGUGGCAAGUAAAGCGGCGUAAAGACAUGGAUGUGACGAGACAAGAAAGUUGA